GAGGUGAUGAUACGCGUUAGGAUGUCGCCUGUUGUGUUUAAUUUACAUUUGUUCUACUUAAACGUUUUGUAUUUAUUCUCUGGGAAUAUACUGGUAUUAAAUGCCUAUGUCAAUAUCGCACUCAACAAGCCAGCACACCAACUGUAUCCUAUACUGGGUAACGACACGUUCGACGCCAGUAACGCUGUAGACGGCCGGAAGUCUGACCUGUUGUAUAAUGGAGGUCAGUGUGCAGUAUCACAUAACAAUGAAGCCGCCACCUGGUGGGUAGACCUGAACGAUGUAUACAGUAUCCAUCACAUCACCAUCUACUUCAAGACGGACAAUGUACGAUGGGAUUCCUAUCACGAAAAAGUUGGCUAUCUUGGAUUCUUUCUAUAUGUCUCCAAUACAACAGACAGGCUACAAGGAACACUGUGUUACAAGGACGACAACUUUACACUAGACACCAUACCUGCUGUCUUCACCACCACCUGUCGUGUACAUGGACAAUACGUCAUCUACUACAACGAGAGACUACCAGGAGUUACCUACCCUAACUAUUACUCUAAUGACGUUCACAGUGAUCUUUGUGAAGUUGAGGUGUAUGGGUGUCCAACAUCGGGUUAUUAUAACGGGUCAGACUGUUGUCCUGAUGUCAACUGUCAAUACUGUCACAUAGAGACGGGCACCUGUCAGGGGUGUGGGCCGGGCUACAGAGGACGUCGAUGUGAGCUAGAAUGCGAGCAAGGUCUUUAUGGUAUUGGAUGCAGUGAAACAUGUGGACAUUGUCGUGACGUAGACCAGUGUUUCCAUGUCAACGGGACGUGUUUAACUGGAUGUGAUACUGGUUACCAGGACGAUGCAUGUAAAACACCUUGCGACAGAGGGCUAUAUGGUAUGGGCUGCAUCAAUACCUGUGGACAUUGCCUUGACGUAUACCUGUGCUCGUAUAUUGAUGGGACGUGUCUAACGGGGUGUGCUGUAGAUUAUCAGGGAGAACUGUGUAAUACAGGUAGAUGGUAUAUAAAUUUGAAUCUGUGCGGAUUUGACAAAGUCUACUUAUGGAGUGCAGCAGGCUAUCUUAUUAAACUUUCAAACUUGCUGUGAUCAAGCCACCUUUUGAGGAAAUGUUUGCAACUUUUUAAGUAUUAUAUAAAAACUAUUUUUUUUUAUAGUAUGAUAAAGUGUCCUUAUAGAGGGCUAAAGUUUAUGAUUUUUAAACUGUUAUUAGGGUGAAACUGGAAACAGUUUCGAUAAUAUAUGUGCAUUAUAUGUUUUGUAAUUUUGCGAGUUAUUUAUACUCAAAUACAUUAAAAUAUAGUGCUUAUAUUUAUUUUAUCUUACAUGUUUUUUUCACACCCGUCUAUAGAUUCUUUCAAAAGCAUGACAUGCGACAUAAUUUGAUAUUUCAAACUUGGAAACAAAAACGAAAAAUAAAAACCCUUUUUGGGUUUACCAAUUUUAUGAAGAAAACUGACGUUUUAUUUCACUAGUAA
Molecule: messenger RNA, 1478 nt
Organism: Magallana angulata
Lineage: Eukaryota; Metazoa; Mollusca; Bivalvia; Ostreida; Ostreidae
Product: platelet endothelial aggregation receptor 1-like
Exons: 7
Coding region: 7-1089 (360 amino acids)
Molecular function (GO): scavenger receptor activity
Source: RefSeq, a predicted model, not a curated record